GUGUGCGCGGGGACGCUGAACGGGCUGAGCGUGACCGGCGACGCGCAGCACCAGUACCAGACCCUGCACAAGAUGUACAACAACUGCGAGAUCGUCAUGGGCAACCUGGAGAUCGUCCUCAUCGACCACACGCAGGACCUCUCCUUCCUCCAGACCAUCCGGGAGGUGACCGGCUACAUCCUGAUCGCCAUGAACGUGUUUGCGGCGCUGCCGCUGCAGAACCUGCGCGUGAUCCGCGGCACGCAGUUCUACGAGGACAAGUUCGCCCUCUUCGUGCUGCUCAACUACAACCCCAACACCACGCACGCCCUGCGCCAGCUCGGCCUCAACCAGCUCACGGAUCCUGGCGGCGGGGGGGUGUACAUCGAGAAGAACGCGCAGGCAUGUGCCACGUGAGACACCGUGGAGUGGAGGGACAUCAUGAGGGACACUCGGCUGGAGCCGCUCUCGUGAGGGACAACGUGCCGCGCCUGUCCCCCGUGCCACGAGAGCUGUGGCGGUCACUGCUGGGGGCCGGGCCCCGACGACUGCCAGAAACUGACCAAGACCAUCUGCGCCCCGCAGUGCAACGGGCGCUGCUUCGGCCGCGCGCCCAACGAGUGCUGCCACGAGGAGUGCGCGGGCGGCUGCACCGGGCCCCUGCGGACGGACUGCUUCGCCUGCCGCCACUUCAACGACAGCGGCUCGUGCGUGCCGCUGUGCCCGCAGCCCCUGAUCUACAACAAGCUCACCUUCCAGCUGGAGCCCAACCCCGACACCAAGUACCAGUACGGGGGGGUCUGCGUGCGCCAGUGCCCCCAUAACUUCGUGGUGGAUCAGAGCUCGUGCGUGCGCGCCUGCCCCAACGACAAGAUGGAGGUGGAGAAGAACGGGCUGAAGAUCUGCGAGCCCUGCGCGGGGCUGUGCCCCAAGGCCUGCGAGGGCACCGGCGCCGGCAGCAAAUACCAAACCGUGGAUUCCAGCAACAUCGACACCUUCAUCAACUGCACCAAGAUCCUGGGCAACCUCGACUUCCUCAUCACGGGCCUGGAGGGGGACCCCUGGCGCAACAUCUCAGCGCUGGACCCCGAGAAGCUGAACGUGUUCCGGACAGUGCGGGAGAUCACGGGGUACCUGAACAUCCAGUCCUGGCCCAAGCACAUGCACAACUUCAGCGUCUUCUCCAACCUCGAGACCAUCGGGGGACGGAGCCUGUACAACCGCGGUUUCUCGCUGCUGAUCAUGAAGAACGAGAACGUGACGUCGCUGGGGCUGCGCUCGCUGCGCGAGGUGAGCGCGGGCCGCGUGUACAUCACGGAGAACCGGCGGCUCUGCUUCCUGCACACCGUGCACUGGGCCGCGCUCAGCCGCAGCCGCGCCGACCUCGACAUCCGCAACAACCGGCCCCGCAGCAAGUGCCAGCAAGAGGGCAAGGUGUGCGACCCGCUGUGCUCGGCCGAGGGCUGCUGGGGCCCCGGGCCCGGCCAGUGCCUGUCCUGCCGCUUCUACAGCAGGAGGGGCGUCUGCGUGCCCACCUGCCGCUUCACCGAGGGGGACCCUCGGGAGUUCUCGCAGGGCGGCGAAUGCACCGAGUGCCACCCGGAGUGCGAGCGCAUCGACGGCGGCGGCGCCACCUGCAACGGCUCGGGCGCCGACACCUGCACGCGCUGCGCCCACUAUCGCGACGGGCCGCACUGCGUGGAGCGAUGUCCCGACGGGGUCCUGGGCGAGCGCGGCCCCAUCUACAAAUUCCCCGACGGGAGCCGCGAGUGCCGGCCCUGCCACGAGAACUGCACGCGGGGGUGUGUGGGGCCGCUGCUGCGGGACUGCCUGGGGGACCCCCUGCCCGUGUCCAGGCGGGCCCCGACGCUGAUCGCGGUCAUGGUGGUCGGCGCCGUUUUCCUCUCGUGCUCGCUGGUGCUGCUGGCGCUGCUCUACUGGCGGGGCAAGAAGAUCCAGAAGAAACGGGCGAUGCGGCGCUACCUGGAGCGGGGCGAGAGCCUGGAGCCGCUGGACCCCAGUGAGAAAGCCAACAAGGUCCUGGCUCGGAUCUUCAAGGAGUCGGAGCUGAAGCGCCUCAAGGUGCUGGGCUCCGGCGUCUUCGGCACCGUGCACAAGGGGAUCUGGAUCCCGGACGGGGAUUCCAUCAAGAUCCCGGUGAGCAUCAAGGUGAUCCAGGACUGCAGCGGGCAGCAAUCCUUCCACGCCGUCACCGACCACAUGCUGGCCAUCGGCAGCCUGGACCACUCGUACAUCGUGCGGCUGCUGGGGAUCUGCCCGGGCCCGCAGCUGCAGCUGGUGACGCAGCUGCUGCCGCUGGGCUCGCUGCUCGACUACGUGCGCAAGAACCGCGGCGCCAUCAGCCCCCAGCUGCUGCUCAACUGGUGCGUGCAGGUGGCCAAGGGCAUGUACUACUUGGAGGAGCACCGCAUGGUGCACAGGAACCUGGCUGCCCGGAACGUGCUGCUCAAGUCGCCCAGCCAGGCGCAGGUGGCCGAUUUCGGCAUCGCCGACCUGCUCUACCCCGAUGACAAGAAAUACUUCUACAACGAGCUCAAGACUCCCAUCAAGUGGAUGGCGCUGGAGAGCAUUCACUUCGGCAAGUACACGCACCAGAGCGACGUCUGGAGCUACGGGGUGACACUGUGGGAGAUGAUGACCUUCGGGGCCGAGCCCUACGCCGGGAUCCGCCUGGCCGAGGUUCCCGACCUGCUGGAGAAGGGCGAGCGGCUCUCGCAGCCCCAGAUCUGCACCAUCGACGUCUACAUGGUCAUGGUGAAAUGCUGGAUGAUCGAUGAGAACAUCCGUCCCACCUUCAAGGAACUGGCCAACGAGUUCACCCGCAUGGCCCGGGACCCCCCGCGCUACCUGGUCAUCAAGGAGAGCGGGGCCGCGCCCCCCGGCGAGCCCCCCGCGCUGAGCGAGAAGGAGCUGGACGAGGUGGAGACGCUGGAGCUGGAGGAGGAGGAGGAGGAGGAGGAGGAGGAGCUGGACGGGACCUUCGGCCUCGGCCCCGGCCCGCAGCGCCCCCGCGGCGGCUGCGCCAGGAGCCCGAGCCUGCUGAGCGCCCCCGCCGGGUACAUCCCCAUGAACCAGCCGGGCCUGGGCUGCGCCCGCCAGCCCGCGGCUCCGCGGCCGCGCCGCUCCCGCUCCCGGCAGGGCUCGCUGGGCCGCGCCGUGUCCGAGUGCUCCGAGGGCCGCGGCGCCGCCUCGGAGCUGGGGCUGGGGGGCUCGGGGGGGUCCCUGGGGGGGUCCCUGUGCCGCAGCCUCCGCUCGCGGGGCGGGGACAGCGCGUACCUGUCCCAGCCCCCGCCCGGGCCCGGCUCCGAGGGCAGCGAGGAGGAUCCCAACGGGUACGUGAGCCCCAACUGCGCCCCGAGAGACCCCGCCGCGCGCCCGGCGCCGCCCCCGGGCGAGGAAGAGGAGGGUGAGGAAGGCGACGAUGACGAUGAAGAGUACGAAUACAUGAACCGCCCCCCACGAGCCCGCCCGGCCUCUCUGGAAGAGCUGGGCUACGAAUACAUGGAGCUGGGGGGCUGCGACCCCCCCGAGAGACCCCCGCCCCAAAAGCGCCCCGAGGAAGACGAGGAGGGCGAGGAGGAAGAUUACGAGUACAUGAACAAACAGCCGCGCCUCAGCCGCUCCCUCCUCCCCCGCCACCACCACGGCUACACCGAGAUGAGACCCGGCGACCCCUCCCCAGCUCCGGCGACCCCCGCCCGCUUCGAGGGCGAGGAGGAGGAGGGCGAGGAAGGCUACGAGGAGAUGGAGGCGGUGCCGCGGCCGCGCUGCCGCCCCCUCCCCAUGAAGGCGCUGCGGAGUUUGGAAGCCUCGGACUGCGCCUUCGACAACCCCGACUACUGGCACAGCCGCCUGUUCGCCAAAGCGCGCCGGACGUAGCGGAGACCCCUCCCCAAAUUGGGGGGGGGCUCGCUGGGAAUAUGAAGGACCCCCUUGCCCACCCCCUCAACAGGGUUUGGGGGGGGGGGGCUCACUGAGACUUUUUUUUGCCUUUUUUUUUGCUUUUUUUUUGACCCCCAAAAUGUUUAUUUUUUACGCCCCUCCCCAUUUUUACCCUUGAGACCCCUCCCCGUUUUUAUUUUCUCUUCAUCUCAUUUUUUUCCUUCCUCCUCCUCCCCCUACUGAAGGUGCUCCCCAAAACCCUGGGGGAGUCCUUGGGAGAAUCUGGGGUCCCCUGGGAGAAUUUGGGGUCCCUUUGAAGCCCAGGGGUCCCCGCGUGGGAUUUCUGAAGGACCCCAGACCCAUUUUAUUUUCAUUGUAUGAGUGAAGGUUUGGGGGUGUCCCCACUGCCCUGAGGACCCCCGAGAUCCCUUUUUUGCCUUUUUUUGCCUUUUUUUUUGACCCCCAAAAUGUUUUUUUUUACGCCCUCCAGGAGACCCCUCCCCUGUUUUCCCCUUGAGACCCCUCCCCUGUUUUCCCCCUGCAGACCCCUCCCCAUUUUUAUUUUCUCUUCCUCCCAUCUUUUCCUUCCUCCCCUCCCCAUUUUUUCCUUCCUCCUCCUCCUCCUCCCUCAUUUGGGGUCCCUUAAGGGGUCCCCGAGUGGGAUUUCUAAGGACCCCAGACUCAUUUUAUUUUCAGGGUUCCCUGCUGAGUGAAGGUUUGGGGUCCUCUGGGAUUCAUUUUUUUGCCCUUUUUUUGACCCCCCAAAAUGUUUGUUUCUUUUUUUACGGCCUCCAGGAGACCCCUCCCCAUCUUUUCCCUUUGAGACCCCUCCCCAUUUUUUCCUUCCUCUUCCUCCCAUUUUUCCUUCCUUCUCCUCCUCCCUCAUUGAAGGUGCUCCCCAAAUUCAUGCGGGAUCUGGGGGGGUCCCCGGGAGAAUUUGGGGUCUCUUGAGGACCCCAGACUCAUUUUAUUUUCAGGUUCUCCUGCUGAGUGAAGGUUUGGGGGUCCCUGAGGUUUGGGGGACCCCCGGGAUCCCUUUUUUGGGGGGAUUUCUCCUUUUUUGGGGAUUUCUCCUUUUUUUGGUUUUUUUUUCCCCGUUUUUUCGGGUUGGGGGAGGGGGAGCCCCCGCUCAGGGAUCGCCCCCGGCCCCGGGGGUCGCGCGGGAUGAAUGAAAAUAAAGAAAUUUCCAU
Messenger RNA from Melospiza melodia melodia, 5072 nucleotides. It is a transcript of the gene ERBB3, whose product is annotated as erb-b2 receptor tyrosine kinase 3. Gene Ontology annotation, cellular component: basal plasma membrane; plasma membrane; signaling receptor complex. Gene Ontology annotation, molecular function: ATP binding; neuregulin receptor activity; neuregulin binding. Lineage: Eukaryota; Metazoa; Chordata; Aves; Passeriformes; Passerellidae. Gene Ontology annotation, biological process: cell surface receptor protein tyrosine kinase signaling pathway; positive regulation of kinase activity; protein phosphorylation. The record is from RefSeq and is a predicted model, not a curated record.